Scedosporium apiospermum is the source of this 2583-nucleotide messenger RNA. RefSeq lists its product as uncharacterized. Gene Ontology annotation, molecular function: protein binding. Lineage: Eukaryota; Fungi; Ascomycota; Sordariomycetes; Microascales; Microascaceae. The transcript has 4 exons. Bases 1 to 2583 code for a protein of 860 amino acids. The record is from RefSeq and is a predicted model, not a curated record.
AUGGCAGCGACUUCAUAUAAGACUGCUCGCGGACCUCACCUGAGGCCAGUGUUUACCUUUGAUAAAGUCGGCCCAGAUAGUACAUUCGAGAGAUACUGGUGUUUCGGAGGGAACUACUUCCGCAAUACUCCGAACCGAAGCCACUUUUAUGUGUGCUUCAGCGUGUCGGAAACCCUCGACAGAUCCUCCCUGAGAAUUGUUCUUCGUUCAGCCAAUCUCAUCAAAUGGCUAAAAGCACUCUUGCCUACUCCUGUCCUGGCCAGCCUCGAACGUAGUCCUUCGUCUCUUACUAUUUACAUCGAGGAUUUACUCCCAUUAUACCCGACAAUCAAGUCCAGCUUCUUGCGCAGAAAGUCUCAUCGGGACAUUGACUUCGACGACUAUUUCGAAUAUAAACUGCUCGCUCAUAGCUUCCUCCUGGACUAUUCUAUAUUCCUAGGCUUCGACUGUGAAAGCCUCUAUAAGCGGGGCAUCCUCACUCAUGACCAUUGGAAAGACAUCAAAUUCUCGACUGUCUCAACGCCAUUCCGUGCCUUGCUCGAACAAUGGAGCGUGCUCCUGCCGCCCGAGCUCAGAACCUCUAUAGGCAAUGGGGAGGGUUUAUUAUGCUACCCCGAGCGACGAGAUUUGCGGCGUGCCAUUGGGAGACAUGACUCGCAAGCUGUGGCUUCCAUACUCGAGAACAACCGACGCUGGGUCGACCCGAUAACGUUAUGCUUCGCCAUACGGUCCUAUAACCCUUCUGUUUUUAGCCUCCUCAUCAAACACUGUUGCGUAUUUGAUGCCGACUGGAAAGGUCAUAUCUCAGCCGAACCCUUAUACCGUGCCGCUAAAGAAGGGAACCUGGACGCAGUGAAGGCCAUGUUUGAAGCUGGUGCCGGCAUCGAAGGGAACUCCUUCCGGGGUAGUUCCAGUCCGCUCACCGGCGCAGCUUCAGGCGGCCACGUUGGUGUGGUUCAAUAUUUAGUCGAGAAUGGAGCCAGCAUCAAUAGCGAGAAAAUGAAGUCGCCUUUGUCUCGAGCCAUCAAACAUGGCCACAUUCACAUUAUCAAAUACCUCGUCGAACAUGGAGCGAGAAUCGAAUGGGAUGGCGACGGGCUUUCCGGAGCCGUUAACAGCAGUGACCUGGACGUUGCCCUUUACUUCGUCAAACAUGUGCACUAUGUUGGGUGUUCUAACUCCGAGCUCCUCCUCUGCAAAGCAGCAGAGCUAGGGAGGAGUGACAUUGUCAAAUGGUUGGUUGAGUGCCAAAGGAUCGAUGUAAAUUCGAUGCCUGGCAGCAAAACCGCGUUGGUCCUCGCUAUGGAGAACGGCCAUUGCGAUGUUGCCAACUAUCUGGUAGCCCGGGGCGCUCGAUGUCGAGUGCAGCUUGCUUGGAGCUAUCGUGAUGACAACCCCGAUCUCGUUGCCUUCGGCCUCACUAAUCCGGCCAUCUCUACCAACAUGACACUUCCUGCUCUCGCCAAUGUCCCCAGUGGGCCCCCGAGUGCCUUUUACACGCAUCUCGGGGACUACUGCUUUUUCUUCGACUUGGCAGAUCUUGCGGUCGUCUCAGAGCCCAUUGUUAAAUCCUCUGGCAGGGACAUGGCCACCGUCUUCGCCGUCGCUGACUUCAUCAGCAUGUCCCACUUUUUGGAUUUUAUGCUUCAGAGUCGCUAUUUAUCAUCUCCAACAAUCAGGGAAACGUCAGACAUGAUAGACGUGCCCAAGGCCUGCCCAAUGGAGACAGCCAUACGAAACCAGGAACGGAAGAGGAUCUACAUCAAAGUCCUCAAGAAGCUUGCAAGGUCUCUGCAAGGGCUGGAAGAAUCAAGUUCCAGUUCAGAUGCUUCUGUCGACUUGGAAGCAUUUCUUCAACAACAAGGUGGAGCCUGGUCUGUUUUCAGGAGAGCAGUACGAGUGAUUCGAAGCAUUGUUGAUGGCCAGUUGCCAAAUACAGUUCUGGACAUUGUCGACUGCGUGCUUGCCACGAACGCUAUGCGCUCGGCAAUUCCAGAGAGAAAGAUGAAGUGUCCUAAAAAAGUUUUCAUUAACGACUUGGACCGAUGGGCUGCGCUAUUGAGUGACGAAGACCAGCCUUUAUUCUGGGAGAUAUCCCAUUUCCUUUGGGGCAAGGGUCCCUCGACAGGACAGCAAGCCACUCCUCUUGUUGCAUCCGAUGUACUACCAAUCUUUCAAGAGGUGGUCAGUAAUCUCGUCAAUGUAGCAGGAACAUAUUCCGACGACGAUGAGGAAAUGGUGCCCGGUGGCGGUACUCCGUUACACAUUCUUCGAGAGCAACGCUCUCACUCUUCGCCCCAACCACAUGUCCAGGAGUAUGCAGAACCACCAGUCGAGCCUCCUCCCCCUGAUCCGCCGGAUCCACCCGAUCUACCGGAGAGGAAACUGUGGCAGGAGCCAUGCCACAAAUACGCCUUACGAGGCGAGAGCGAGCAUUUGGCUAAACUUGCGGCAAUCACCGUGUUGAUGGCAGCCCGAACUCUCUCCCCCAACUUCAACGUCUUCCUCAGCGUCACCUUCCAACGGAACCCUUCGCAACGAUUCGCCGCUAUCCUCUUCGUCUUCACAAGACAACUGGCCUAG